AUGAAAUCAUUCCAAGCCUUGUAUGGUUAUCUCCCUCCACAUUUUGCUUUCCCUUUCCAUUCUACUACAAUAGUGGCUUCAUUUCAGGAGUACUUGCAAGAGAGAGACCACAUGUUACAACUACUCAAAGAAGACCUACUCAAGGCUCAAGACAUGAUGAAGUUUUAUGCUGAUAACUCUAGAUGUGACAGAUCUUUUAAUCUGGAUGACUGGGUGUUUCUGAAAUUAGAACCAUACAUGCAAUCAUCUGUAGCACUCAGACAGAACCUUAAACUCUCAGCCAGAUAUUAUGGCCCCUUUGAGGUCCUACAAAAGGUUGGUACUGUUGCUUACAGGUUAAAGCUACCCAUUGGGUCCAGAAUACAUCUAGUGUUUCAUGUAUCUCAACUAAAGAAGCAGAUUGGUCAACAUUUGGCUCCUUCUAAUUCUCUUCCUUUGGUGGAUACUUCUGGAGCUUUCAUUGUUCUGCCUGUUGUUGUUCUAGCCCAUAGAGAAAGAUCAAGAGGCGUCAUUGAAGUUCAACAAGUUCUUAUCCAAUGGUCCAAUUCACAGCAUGAAGAUGCAACAUGGGAGGACAUCUCACUCAUCCGUGCUCAAUUUCCUGAGUUUAUCCUUGAGGACAAGGAUGUUUAG
Papaver somniferum (opium poppy) is the source of this 633-nucleotide messenger RNA. RefSeq lists its product as uncharacterized. NCBI's taxonomy places the organism in Eukaryota, Viridiplantae, Streptophyta, Magnoliopsida, Ranunculales, Papaveraceae. Bases 1 to 633 code for a protein of 210 amino acids. The transcript has a single exon. The record is from RefSeq and is a predicted model, not a curated record.